CACAAACAGUCUUCUCCUACAAACACAAAACAUUCCCACCCGUACAAAACACUAAUCAUUUCCUCAGGCUUCGGUUCAUGGCCGGCACGUGCCCUCCGGCGCCGCCUCAGGUGAUCGGCGCGGCGCUCAUAGAGCUCUAUAGAGCUGGUUCGCGUACUGGAUCCCCACUCUCCGUCCGUAUUUCCUCCCGCAGCUACGCCGUCCCGAUCACCGCCGCGGAUGCGGCGCAGGACGGACGUUUUCGAAGGGAAGGACCGUCGUGCAUCUUCGUUGGACCAGUGGAAACCGCCAGUCAGGAGAAUCUAGAAGCACUUUAUCGUCAAGCUCGGGAGGCUUAUUACAGCGGGGAACCACUGAUAGUCGACGAUAUGUUCGAUAGAGUCGAGUUGAAAUUACGGUGGUAUGGAUCAAAGUAUGUUGUUAAGUAUCCGAGAUGCAGCCUCAGGCGGCAAUCAACUUAUGCAGAUGCUGAGGAAGAUCCUUCACAGGUUUUCGCAUUGGCAAGUGUGUGGCUCUUGAUUCUUGGUUUUGGAUGUUCAGCCUGUCUAGUGCCUAUAGUGUACACACUUUCUCAAGCUUAUCAAGAUGCAUUCAGUCCAGAUAUAUACAUUAGUCCCCUGUCUGCACAAGGUUUCUUUUCAACACUUAAUGCAAUGCUCGUCAUGGUGUUUGGCUCCAUCAUUGGCUAUCCAAUCGCAUUAUCUUCUGUCGGAGCACUUCAAGGACUGUGGAAGAAUGACUUGGUGGCAUUGAAAGGGGCAUGCCCAAACUGUGGUGAAGAGGUGUUUGCAUUUGUUAGAUCAGAUCCAUCUAAUCACUCCCCGCAAAGAGCCGAGUGUCAUGUAUGUGAAAGCUCCUUGGAAUUCCGAACAAAAGUAGAGCAAUCUACCUCAAGACCAGGCAGACGAUGGGUGUAUGGUCGCAUAUACCUAAUUCGGUCCAGGUCUAGACAUCAAAGAUGGGGUUGAGGUGGAGGUUUUCCUGCCUGUGUCCUUCAUUAAUUCAGAUCUCUUGUACAGAAAGAACCAGGUUAUUUCUUUUCUUCGACUUUGAAAAUAUCGUAGGGUAACAAAUUGUUGAACAUGAUUAAAUCCAUCCCUUUCUUGAUCCAGAAAACUGCAUAGAACCCUACAAUAUAUGCUCAAUGCAUUUUGUAGUUUGUUUUUGCCAUUGGAGGGCAGCUCCACUGCCUAUUGUAUCGAACAAGACUCCUAGCAUUUUUACAGGGUAAUAUGAAAAUGGCAUUUAAACACGUAAGCAAGUUCAUCUGAUGAGUU
Molecule: messenger RNA, 1277 nt
Organism: Andrographis paniculata
Lineage: Eukaryota; Viridiplantae; Streptophyta; Magnoliopsida; Lamiales; Acanthaceae
Product: PGR5-like protein 1B, chloroplastic
Exons: 7
Coding region: 78-968 (296 amino acids)
Biological process (GO): photosynthetic electron transport in photosystem I
Cellular component (GO): chloroplast thylakoid membrane
Molecular function (GO): oxidoreductase activity, acting on iron-sulfur proteins as donors
Source: RefSeq, a predicted model, not a curated record